Ictalurus furcatus (blue catfish) is the source of this 7044-nucleotide messenger RNA. RefSeq names its product MCC regulator of WNT signaling pathway (gene mcc). The transcript is spliced from 16 exons. Bases 260 to 2632 code for a protein of 790 amino acids. The record is from RefSeq and is a predicted model, not a curated record. NCBI's taxonomy places the organism in Eukaryota, Metazoa, Chordata, Actinopteri, Siluriformes, Ictaluridae.
AUCACACACACACACACACACACACAGAAAGAGCUGAGUUAUGAGCAGUGAGGAGCUGUAGCCUGGAGAUACUCCUCGUCUCUUUCUUGUUCCAACAGCAAUCACUGGGUGAGCCUAAGAUGACUCAGAAUUCAUUGUAUGCAAAUACCUAAAUGCAGCGGGAGAUAAAACGGAAGAGCAAACCGUCUGUGCUGCCGUUCAUACUUUCUGUGGAAUACAAACCCUUGGAUUUAGACUUGGACUGUAGAGUUAAGACACCAUGGACUCGGAAGUGGUCACGGGAGCACGCAGACAGCACGCAGACAGCAAGUGUGAGCGGUCUAAUUUUCUGCAGGAACAUGAGGAGGUACAGGAGCAGUCACUCCAUUAUGAGGAAAGGAUAACUGAGCUCCACAGCGUCAUCGCUGAACUCAAUGAGAAGAUUGGUCUGCUGCAGUGCACAAUCAUCAGAGAAGAUGAGUUUUCAGAGUUACACUGCGAGCUCAGCCAUAGCCAACAGGAACCCAGUGAAGACGAGCACAGUGUGGACCAGGACCCGGACCAGGACCCUGACCAAGCAUCUCGUGUCUCAUUGCCUGAAAACCAGUCAAUGCUGGUCACUGCAGACAUGGAUAACUGCAGUGAUCUAAAUUCGGAGUUGCAACGGGUGCUGAUGGGCCUCGAGAGUGUCGUGUGUGGCCGCAAGAAGACUGCCUGCAGCCUCUCAGUGGCUGAGGUGGACAGACAUAUUGAGCAGCUCACCACAGCCAACCAGCACUGUGACAUUGCCAUUAAGACUGUAGAGGAGAUCGAGGGGGCACUGGGCAAAGAUUUUUACCCAAGUCUGUGUGAGGAGCGUAUUCGCUGGGAGAAGGAGCUGGCGGGUUUGCAAGAAGAGAAUGAGAGUUUGACAGCGAUGCUUACCAGCAAGGAUGAAGAGCAUAACUGCACCAAAGCCACCAUGAGUGCCAUUCGUGAGGAGAGAGACCGCCUCCGCCACCGUGUGCGGGAGCUGCAGAUUCGUCUACAGAGUGUCCAGCCUGGUGGGGGACAGUCCAGUCCUGGUCGUGUGACCCCUGCUGGGCGAUCCAUUAACCCGAGCACAGGCGAGCUCAGCACCAGCAGCAGCAGCAAUGACAUCCCUGUAGCAAAGGUGGCAGAGAGAGUAAAGCUUUCCAAAACCCGGUCAGAGUCAUCAUCAAUGGAGAGAGCCGUGCUGGGCUCAGAGAUUAGCAGUGUUGAGGUGUCCAAUAAUUUAGCGGAGCAUCUGGCACACUCUCUGCAGGACUGUUCUAACAUCCAGGAGAUCUUCCAGACACUUUACUCUCAUGGCUCGGUCAUCUCAGAUAACAGAACCCAGGAGUUUGAGGUUGAGACAGAGCGACUAAACAGUCGAAUCGAGCACCUGAAAUCCCAGAAUGAUCUGUUAACCAUCACGCUGGAGGAAUGUAAGAGCAAUGCAGAGAGGAUGAGUAUGCUGAUGGGCAAAUAUGAGUCCAACACUACAGCUCUGCGGCUGGCUCUGCAUUACAGUGAGCAGUGUAUAGAGGCCUAUGAGCUACUGCUGGCUCUGGCAGAGACGGAACAGGGUCUGCUGCUGGGCCAGUAUAGAGUGGCUAGAGUCAGCACUGUAGGAGAACAAACCAGUGAGGAGUGCAUCCCUCAGAUGCUGAAGCGAGCUCAUGACUGCAGGAAGACUGCAGAGAAUGCAGCUAAAGAUUUGCUGUUUCGGCUGGAUGGCUGCUGUGGAGGCAUAUUUACUGUCACUGGCUGCAAUGUGCAACCCUGGGAGAGCCUGUCCUCCAACAGCCACACAAGCACAACUAGCUCCACGGCCAGCAGCUGUGACACAGAGUUCUCUAAAGAGGACGAGCAGCGUCUGAAAGAUUAUAUCCAGCAGCUGAAGAAUGAUCGAGCGGCUGUUAAGCUCACCAUGCUGGAGCUAGAGAGUGUACACAUCGACCCUCUAAGCUAUGACAUCAAACCAUGUGCAGACUCACACCGACUUGACCUGGAGAAUGCUGUGCUCAUGCAGGAGCUCAUGGCUAUGAAGGAGGAGAUGGCAGAGCUAAAGGCUCAGCUUUAUCUGUUGGAGAAGGAGAAGAAGGCUCUGGAGCUGAAGCUAAGCACCCGGGAGGCACAAGAACAGGCAUAUUUGGUACACAUUGAGCAUCUGAAAUCGGAGGUAGAGGAGCAACAGGAACAGCGCAAAAGGUCACUCAGUUCUAUAGGCAGCAGCACCAAGAACAAAAGUGCCAAAGACUCUGAUUCUUCCAUGAUUAAGGCAUCAGACCUGAGAAGUCUCAAUGACAGUGACCUGGCAGCAGAGCUCACCAUUGCCCUCCAUAAGGAAAUGAAACUGAAGGUUCGAGUGAAGGACCUGGUGGCUGUGCUGGAGAAACUCACAAAAAGUAGUGAGAUUCAUCACCAGCAAUCAGCAGAGUUUGUCAGUGACCUCAAACGAGCCAACAGUAACCUGGUGGCGGCUUAUGAGAAAGCCAAAAAGAAACAUCAGAACAAGCUGAAGAAGCUGGAGUCCCAAAUGAUGGCCAUAGUGGAGAGACAUGAGACGCAGGUGCGAAUGCUCAAACAGCGCAUCACUCUUCUGGAGGAGGAGACAUCACACCCGCACACCAAUGAGACCUCCCUCUGAUGCACAGACAGACUUGGUUAUACAAACUCAGAAAAUAGUGCGUUCUUGCGCACAUUCCUCCUUAAAACCUUCUAUAUCUUCACUACUCAACCAUUGAGUCAGCCAAAUAUAACCAAUAGCAUCAAAGUCCCUUACUAACAAGUGAGAGCUGUUAGUUAUUCGAGGCACAUAUACAGUGGUGCUUGAGAUUUGUCAACCCUUUAGAAUUUUCUGUAUUUCUGCAUAAAUAUGACUUAAAACAUCAUAAGAUCUUCAGACAAAGUAGACCAAGCGAACCAUAUUAAUCAAAUGAGACAAAAAUAGUGUACUUCAUCAUUUACUUACUGAGGAGAAUGAUCCAAUAUUACAUAUCUGUGAGUGUCAAAAGUAUGUGAACCUUUGUUUUCAGUAUCUGAUGUGACCCCAUUGUGCAGAAAUAACUGCAACUAAACAUUUCCAGUAACUGUUGACCAGUCCUGCACAGCAGCUUAGAAGAAUUUUAGCCCAUUCCUCAAGUACAGAACAGCUUCAGCUCCGGGAUGUUGGUGGGCUUCCUCACAUGAACUGCUUGCUUUUGGUCCUUCUACAACAUUUCUAUUGGAUUAAGGUCAGGACUUUGACUUAGCCAUUCCAGAACAUUGUCAUUCUACAGAAGAUUAUUCUAGCAAGUCACUGACUUGCUGCAUGACCCACUUUUUCUUGAGAUUCAGUUCAUGGACAGAUGUUCUGACAUUUUCCUUUAGAAUUCACUGGUAUAAUUCAGAAUUUAUUGUUCCAUCAAUGAUAGCAAGUCCUCCUGACCUAGAUGCAGCAAAACAGGCCCAAACCAUGACACUACCACCAACCUGUUUCACAGAUCGGAUAAGGUUCUCAUGCUGGAAUGCAUUGUUUUCCUUUCUCCAAACAUAACACUUCUCAUUAAACCAAAAUGUUCUAUUUUGGUUUCAUCUGUCCACAAAACAUUUCUUCCAAUAGCCUUCUGGGCUUGUCCAUGUGAUCUUUAGCAAACUGCAGCAAUGUUCUUUUUGAGAGCAGUGGAUUUCUCCUUGUAACCCUGCCAGGCACACCACUGUUGUUCAGUGUUCUCCUGAUGGUGGACUCAUAAACAUUAAUAUUAGCCAACGUGAGAGAGGCCUUUAGUUGCUUAGAAGUUACCCUGAGUUUCUUUGUAACCUCGUGGACUAUUACACAUCUUGCUCUUGGUGAUCUUUGUUGGUUGGCCACUCCUGGGGAGGGUAACAAUGGUCCUGAAUUUCUUCCAUUUGUACACACUCUAUUGGUGGAAUCCAAACUCUUUAGAGAUGGUUUUGUAAUGUUUUCCAGCCUGAUGAGCACGAAGAACUCUCUUUCUGAGGUCCUCAAAAAUCUUCAUUGUUCAUGCCAUGAUACACAUCCACAAAGAUCAGAGAAGCUCAGACUUAAAUCCCUGUUCUUUAAAUAUAACAGGGUGCUCUUUCACACCUGAUUGUCAUCCCAUUAAUUGAAAAGAUUGUUGGGUGAAAAUUACGAUAGAAAUAAAACACAAGGGAGACAAGCAUGGGAAAAUAGGGGGGUUUAUUGCAGAUGGAUGGUAACAUAGUUCAGGUCAUAGCUUAUGUCCUGGAAGGAAGGAGGGAGUAAAGGAUGCUGCCCAGCUGAGAAAAUAAACAAAAAGAAUAGGGUUAUACUCUCCCACACUGGCUUAGGCAUUACAUGAAGUGCUACAACACACAUGCGCUCACACAGGAUUAAAUAUAAGGAAUUGUUACGAUUCCCCCUUGAGACAGCGCUGCAGUUUUCAGUAUGCUCGAAAAGCCGAGGCGUGUGCGCAUGCACGAGCCAGGUGCGCGAGUGCUCAGUGAACGCACGUUUUUCAGUGUUUAAUGACUGUGACUUUGUUUACUGUGGACACGUGUGUUUUAUGAUUAUGUUCUGUCUCCGCCUCGUUUAGUCAUUGGUUGUUUUCCGUUAGGUGUGUCAAUAUUGUUUCCAGCUGUCCGCAUUUAACCACGAUUACGUGUCAUUUAAACCCCUCGUGUUUCUGUGCAAUUUGCGCAGUAUUGAGUUAUCUCAUUACCAAGUUGUUGUUUCUCGUUUCGUGUUUUGACCUGGUUUCUCGUGACCUCAUUGUUGAUUCCAGCCUAGCCCAGUUUAUGCCCGUUUGCCAAUCGCCUGACCCUUUGCCUGUCUUGACCAUGUGUCUGUAUUACAAUUUGGAUUUGUCUGACUGCCUCUCUCCUUAUUAAACGUCUUGAUUUGCAUUUGCAUCCGUACUCAACUCCCUUACGUCUCGGAACGUUACAGGAAUAGAAGAAUAAGUUACAUACUAGACAUAUAAUGAUAAGAAGAAGACAAUAGUGUUGAUUGCAGAAAACAAGUAAAAUGUAUGCACUCACCCACAGUGAAAAGCAACGGGAGAUUGAAGAAAAAGGACAAGGUCCUCACUCGUUGAUGGCCAAAAUGAUAAUGCCCUAGGGAGCUGAUGAGGUUUUUAAAAAAGGGAAAUUGAAAACAGCUGAACUUAAGGGAAUGGGAAAAAACCCAAAAACAGGAACUUAAGGGCAUGUGAAAAACCUGAAACAUAUAGGGCUGGAAAAAAGCUUUAACUGUAAACAUACUGGGAAUGGAAGAAACCAAAACUCAUACAUAUUGGGAAAGGGCAAAUUAGGGGGCAGACCCAAGGGAUAGCAAACUCUAUAAAAAGGAAGCCCGGACUAAAAGGAAUUCAGAUCACUUUGGGACGUCUCAGUGUGUGGAUCUCGUGUUGGUGAACAAUAAAAUUGGACCCUUGCUUUUCUCACUCAUGGUUCUUUGUUUUUCUUCAUCCACAAGAUGAUGUAAGUAUUUGACUUAAAAACUUGGUAGUGUUUAACUUUUUUUGGAAAUUGGGCCCACGAGACCUGACUCUCCCCUUCAAAUUAACUGCUAAUCCUAGAGGUUCACAUACUUUUGCCACUCACAGAUGUGUAAUAUUUGACCAUUUUCCUCAAUAAAUAAAUGACCAAGUAUAAUAAUUUGUAUCAAUUAUUUAAAUGGGUUGUCUUUGUCAACUUUUAGGACAUUGGUGUGAAAAGCCGAUAAUGUUUUAGGUCAUAUUUAUGCAGAUAUCUAGAAAUUCUAAAGGUUUCACAAACUUUCAAGCACCACUGUAUGGCAACAGCCUUGUUGUAAGCCAGAAUGUACCUGCCACCUUUGCUGAAAGUAUUUAACACACAUAUCUUUAUAUGUUUCAUUACGGCACCGGACAAAAGUUCCUUGGCCGAUGCAGAUUUGUGAUUCAUCACUGAAUAUCACUUUCAUCCAAUCAUCCACACUCUUCUCUUUAGCCCACUGUAACCUUUUCUUCUGUUUAGGUGUUAAGGCUGGAUUUCGUUCGACUUGUCUAUAUGUAAAUCUCAUUUCAUUCAGCCGAUUUCUUACAGUUCUUUCAAACAUUGACUCAUGUUUCUGUCCAUUUGUUUUUCAUUUGUUUCUUUUGUUCAUUUUCUAUUUUCAAGGCAUAUUGCUUUGUUAUCUAUCGUGAUGCUUCUAUCCUGCAUCUUCCUUAGUCUACCCGUAUGUCUUCCUUUUAUAACCUUCCCAAUUUGUUUAUGCUUGCACCAACAUGUUCCGUGUUGGAUUUACUUUUUGAAGGAGUUUUAUAAUUCUUUCCAUUGUUUCAAUUGACAACUCUCGUGUUGGGGCCAUGUUUCCUUUCAAAAAGUCCAAGGUUAAGGUCUGUAAACAAUCACGUUUAACUGUAGAUUAAUGUGCAUUUUUAGACUCGUAGUGGUAUUUGUUUUAGAAAUGCAAAUUACAAGGUGAUUCCAUAAUUUGUUCCUCAACAUUGUCAUUCCAUAAUUUUGUCCUCUACUUGAUCCUGAAAAAAUAUGCCAUUAAUUAAAAUAAUUUCAUUUAACUUGUUUGAGAUGUUUCACAAAGCCAGAAUGUUCAGCUAUUAAACAAAAUUGUUUUGUGCCAUAUCUGUGAUUUCUUUAUUUGCUAUAAAGUAAAAAAGUUGGGUGAACAUCCUCUAAGGUUAAAAUAUAUAUAAGUACCAUAAUAACAAUGGUGCUGUUCAUUAAAUCUAGAGGAGAACCUGACUAAACAGCCAAAAGUUAUCAGAAAACUGUAAUGUCUGAUGAUUAUAGUCUCUGUGGGACAUCCACUUCACGUCUUAUGGUCUAACAUUAUUUGUCUGUUAAGCAUGCAUGAUUACAUAAAGCUUACAAUGAGUAUACACUGGUUAACUGUUAUCUAAAGAGCAGCACAUAAGCUGUCUGGGCCUCAUGCAGGAGACGUGCGCCAGAAUUCAGUUAUGCACAAGUUGCUAAGCAUACAGUAUGUCCAGGUCUCUCCUUCUGGCUUUAGGGUGUUUACGUAUCUUGCGUCUGGACUAUGAAGUGAGCUUAUCCAAGUUCCUACUUAUCUCCUGUUUUUCUAUUCAUUAAAUAAUUCACAUCCAGGUGGUAUCA